Messenger RNA from Onychostoma macrolepis, 1198 nucleotides. RefSeq names its product olfactory receptor 2AT4-like. The coding region runs from base 96 to 890 and encodes 264 amino acids. Gene Ontology annotation, cellular component: membrane. Gene Ontology annotation, molecular function: G protein-coupled receptor activity; olfactory receptor activity. Lineage: Eukaryota; Metazoa; Chordata; Actinopteri; Cypriniformes; Cyprinidae. The record is from RefSeq and is a predicted model, not a curated record. The transcript has 3 exons. Gene Ontology annotation, biological process: G protein-coupled receptor signaling pathway.
CAUUGAUGUAACAUCUUUGUUCCCUUCUUCAGGGAAUGAGGGUUACAUGCGUAACCGAGAUGCUUCUUGCACAGUAAGGGAGAGGCCAUCAGAUCAUGAUGUCAGCAGGAAACAUCAGCUUUGUUAAGGACUUUUAUAUCGUUGGUUUUCCUGGGCUUCAGCAAGAAUACUAUGGUGCAGUGGCUGCUCUGCUGCUUUUUGUCUAUGUGUGCAUCUUAGUGGGGAAUGGAAUUUUUAUAGCACUUUUAACUCUAGAAAAAUGCCUUCAUAAACCUAUGUAUUAUAUCAUCUUAAACCUGGUUGUAAGUGACUUAUUAUUCAGCACCACUACCUUACCAAAGAUUAUUGCUAGAUACUGGUUCCAAGCAGGUAGUAUUUCAUUCACUGGUUGCUUCAUUCAAAUGUAUUUUGUGCACUAUUUUGGUUCAGUCAGUUCUGUUAUCCUGGCAAUAAUGGCCUAUGAUAGAUAUGUAGCCAUUUGUAAUCCCCUAAGAUAUCCUAAUAUAGUCACAAAGUUAAACAUUUUCUGUCUUUGUCUGGCUGCAUGGGUGCUAACACACGCGUGCCCUUUAAUGAUGGCAAUAAGGGCUUACCCUCUGCCUUACUGUGCAGGAAACACAAUUAUACACUGUUACUGUGAUCACAUUUCUAUCACAUCACUUGCAUGCACCAACAGGGCACUGUACGGAGUUCCAGCCUUUGCAUUUGCUAUGGUUGUGUUGCUCAGUCCUCUGGCCUUCAUUGUUUUCUCUUAUUGCACCAUUAUUGUAGCAGUUCUGCGUAUAUCGAGUACUCAAGGAAGGCUGAAGACUUUCUCCACCUGCAGUCCUCAGCUCAUCAUAAUUGCUCUCUAUUUUCUACCCAGAUUUCAGGUACUCGAGGAAGGAUGAAGAAUUUCUCCACCUGCAGUAAGGGCCUGUCAGCAGAGUAUAACUCUAGGCCAACAUAAACACACCUGAACCAGCUAAUCAAGGUCAUCAGGAUCAGUAGAAACCUUUGUGUGCUGGAGCUAAACUCUGCAACCCAGUCACUCUCCAGGAGCCACUUUCCACCACCAUCACUUUCCACACCAUUAGGGCCACCACAGAUGUAAAUAUCCAUAAUAAAGAGAACAUUAUAGCCAUGCUCGUAUUGUUCACAAUAGAAUGAUAUCUUAAUGGCAAGCAAAUUGCAAUGAAGCGAUGUUAUGUGAGAUCAA